Molecule: messenger RNA, 1170 nt
Organism: Anopheles coluzzii
Lineage: Eukaryota; Metazoa; Arthropoda; Insecta; Diptera; Culicidae
Product: zinc finger protein 830
Exons: 2
Coding region: 138-1148 (336 amino acids)
Biological process (GO): mitotic DNA damage checkpoint signaling; nuclear DNA replication; mitotic DNA replication checkpoint signaling
Cellular component (GO): spliceosomal complex; nucleus
Molecular function (GO): nucleic acid binding; zinc ion binding
Source: RefSeq, a predicted model, not a curated record
ACUUCAAACAGUUGUACCUAACAUUACACUCUGUGCAUCCACUGUCAGGGCAUUAUUGGUAAAUAAACUGGCCGGAAUAUUCUCUGCGAAGUUGAGUUUUGUUUUUCCCAUUUAUCGGCCCGUAAGAAGUUUCGAAAAUGUCUGCCGCUUUUAAGUUUUCCAAGAAGAAAUACUCUCAGCAAGAUCUGAGGCGUAUAAUGAGUGAAACAAAAGCUGCCAAACAGCAGCAGUCCGACAGCGAGUUGAAACGCAUCGAAUCUCCACUUGCAAAAUAUAACGAUGCCGGACAACUAAUGUGUGUUCUUUGUCGGUCGAUCGUUCGAUCAGCUGCGGUUUGGAAAGUCCACAUACACUCUAAGCAGCACAAGGAAAACAAUGAGUUAGCAAAAAAGCUCAAGGAUGGUUCCGCAGUUGAUAGUGUGGAGCUGAGAAACGCUCCCAACGCGAAUCUGAAACGAACCGGCGAUCCAGACACGGGUGUUGAUAGCGUGCCUGUGAAAAAGAUUAAAGGAAUACUGAAGAAUUCCUCGCAGACGGGAGCAGCACAGAACACAUUACCACAUGACUUUUUCGAUGAUGCUGCUAAUUCAGCUAAUGCUCCCUCUUCUAUCCGUAAGGAUCUUGUCAACAUAAAACUGCCAGAAAAGCAUCGUGACCAGGUGGGAGAGCCGAUGGAUCUCGAUCAUACGGAAAAAGAUGUUGGUGGUUCCUUAAUAGUGGCAGAUGAGGAAAAAUUACCAGAAGGAUUUUUUGACGAUCCGAAAAUGGAUGCGAAAGCACGUAAUCAGGAGUAUAAAGACCCGAACGAUGAGGAAUGGGAAAAAUUUCAGAAAGAAAUUAAGGAGGCAACAAACAUUUCCAUGGCCAUUAUCAGUGAGGAACAAGAGGAAUCCACCGCCGAAAGACAAAUUGCGGAGAUAGAUGAACAAAUACGCAACUGGUCUCGUGUGUUGGAUUUGGAAAAGAAGAAAGAACAAGUUAAGACCAUGAAAGGAGUUAAAGGCUCAGAAAUGUCCUCCAGUCCUGCUAAAGGGACGGGCCAACCUGCUCAAACAGCCAAUGACAAUGAUCGUGAGGAUGAUGAUGAUGAUGCCGAUGAAGAGUUUGAUGAAUUUUUAGAUUGGAGAGCAAAGAAAUCGUACAAAUAGAUUUUCAUAGUAUGAAUGUGAA